AUGUCAGAAAAGAAGACAAUUGCUCUGGCCGGUGUUGGCAAUUGUGGAAUGUAUUUCUGCGAAGAGCUGUCUUUGGAUAAUCGCUAUGAUGUUGUCGUCCUCACCAGACAGAAAAACAAGUCAUUCAAUAAUCCCAAGGUCAACACUCAGGUCACUGAUUACAGUGAAGACUCUGUGCUUUCGAUUCUCAAUGCAACCGGAUCCAGCGCGCUGAUUUCCCUCGUUCGAUGCCCGGAGGAACAAUAUAUCAGUCUUCAUCAAGGGUUCCUCAAUGCAUGCAUUCGUUCGAUCAAGUGCAAACGGUUUAUUCCGUCCGAGUGGGCUGGAAAUAUCGAGGAUUUCCCAGAUCUACCCGGCGAAUAUGGCAAGACAAGGGCUCCAUUCCGUACCAUCUUGCAGCAAUCUCAUGGGAUUGAGUGGACCCUGUUCUGCCAUGGCUGGUUCAUGGAAUACUUCAUUCCAGAAGACAAGUCGUAUAUGACCCAUCUCCCGGGAGAAUUUCCCAUAGACUUGAAAUCCUGGAGCUACUGUGUUCGCGGAACUGGCGAGGAGCCGCAAACGUGGACCUGUGGGCGUGAUGUUGCAAAGGCAGUGGCAGAACUACUUGCAGCCCCUCAAUGGGAGCCAGUAACUUACAUUGCUGGAGAACGGGGUACUUUUAACAAGGCAGCCAAGCAAAUGGAAGAAUUUUACGGCCGGCCUUUCUCCCGGACUUAUCGAUCUAUCAACGACAUCAAAGAGUCGCUGAAACAGCAUCGGGAUGAUGGAGAUAGCUUACAAUUGGGACUGGCCGAAGCAGAAGAAUGGACGGUCAGUGGAGCUACUGCGUGUCCGGAAGACAAGACUCGUCGCCAGCUUGUCAAAUAUUUCAGUAAAAUCAAGUUUUCGACCUUGGAGGAGCUGUUGAUACAAGCUGAGGCAGUAGACAAAAUCUGA
Molecule: messenger RNA, 936 nt
Organism: Penicillium soppii
Lineage: Eukaryota; Fungi; Ascomycota; Eurotiomycetes; Eurotiales; Aspergillaceae
Exons: 4
Coding region: 1-936 (311 amino acids)
Source: RefSeq, a predicted model, not a curated record